This is a messenger RNA of Porites lobata, 29733 nucleotides long. The record is from the annotation of a GenBank genome assembly. NCBI's taxonomy places the organism in Eukaryota, Metazoa, Cnidaria, Anthozoa, Scleractinia, Poritidae.
ACCGCUAUAAAACAACUCAUCCAGAUGUCGACAGGCCAUUACAUCUAGGUUUAGCAGCCAGAUGGACCUCAGAAAAUUUGCACCUUUUGUCUUUGUCCUAAACCUGGGGAUUCUCCCUCUAACUGUAAAAGGUAUGCCACUCUUCUUUUCAUCGUAGGCUGUUGUAAUCAUCAUUUGUACGUUCUUAUACCUAACAAUAGGCAAAUAUUACCUUUUUCCUUGUAACAUAGUUGAAAAUUGCUAAAAUUUCAACUCCUGAAAAGCAAUUCAUCUCGGUCGAAGACUUUUUAUUUUGUUAUUUAUUUUUUAAGGAACACGACAUGUACUUAUUUAGACCUCAAAUAAAGACAGAAGGUCUGACAGCUAAUAUUUUUUAAUUUCUUAGUUCUUCUGAUUUACAACUUUGGAGAACACAACAAGUCCCUCCCUCUCGUUUAAGUGACUAACUCAGUGCUCGAGCUUGCGACUAGAGUACGGUCCAAGUCUCUGAUCGAUGAAUUUUUCCAUCUCAUUUAAAGUGCCAGUUUCUAUACAUUCCACGAUCUCGAGAAAAUGAUUAUAUUACAAAGUUUUCGAUGGACUAAUUUGUUUGUUGUAACUCGGUUCUGCAAAAUAGUACAGUCUGUUCCCGUCAGCGGGCUACCCCUUGGAUUGAAGGAAAACGAAACAAAAUUUUAAACACAGACAGGUGAUUGAUUCUUGAUACGAUAUUUCAUAUCCCCAAAAGACCUGCAGUGUGAAGAUUUCAAAUCUAGAACAUAAGAUUUUGACAGUGGGGUGAGAUCUGCCCCUUACACUCCACACCCAAAUUCUGAUGCAACGCGAAAGUUUUAAUCCAUUUCAAACUUUUGAAGACCAUAGUGGUAUCUGGCAGUUCAUCAAUCCACCUUUUACAGAAAACCUUAAACGAGUUUUUAAUCCUUGAUUUUCCUAUUUUGGAAUCAGUCAUUUCCGCGCUUCUACAGACGUUCAUAUUUCCUAAUCCGUGCAGCUCUGUUUUAAUCCAAUCAGAGAUGACUGUCAUUCGCGGGCUACCCUUUUGGUGCAAGGAACCGAGCUUACUCGACACAUUGCGUGUGCGCGCGUAGCAAAACGGUAAUUUGAUUAAUCUAGGUAUUUAGAUUUGCUCUCAACAAGUGGAGUAACUGAACAUGAACGAAAAAGGAGCUAGGAGAGAUUAAAUUGGACUUAAAACAAAUCUAAAGAGAGUUAUUACAGUAGCUAUUGUCCUAGUUUGCCAUUUGGACCGCCGCGAUCUUUAUCAAAUAUUAUCCAAAUCAAGAGUGAAACAUUGAAAUAUGAUGAUAAAGGUAAAGCAAAAACAAUAUAAAAACUAGAUGAUAUCAAAAUUUGCAUAAAGACACUUACCUCCAAAGCGAGAAUGCCAUUCGCCAAAUCGUUCAGUACAAUUUCAGAAAAGCAUGAGCAUAAAAGGCAGGGGUUUUCCCGGGGGGACCAACGGAAAUCGGUCGUUCAGUCCGCCUGCCAAUAUGACGUCACAUCUCGCGUCGGUGACUUUCAAAAUGGCGAGCAAAGUGUUCAUCGAAGAGACAGAUAAAAAUUUCGAAUUAAUCAAGGAAUUACUGUUCUGAUUUCUUGGAUUUGGAGAUUUUAAGGUCCCUCUUGUCAUAGAAAAAGACUUUAGUACUUUUUUGGGAUGAAACGUCUACUGGUGUAAUAAAUUUUAAAGAUUCCUUUCUAUCGUUGAAAAAAUUUUACGGGCAAUCAAACCGACCAGUCACAUUUUUUGAGGGCCAGUGCACAGCAAGAUUGAGGAAUUUAGACACAGCAGUAGGAGGUUCAUCAAAGGAUCAAUUAUACUUUACAUUGUGCGUAUUUUCAGCUGUUCAGAGCUAGUGGAACCCCAUAUCAAUCCUUUCAAAGUUCGCUUAGCUGUAGCGUUGAAAGAGGAAGCUACAUGGCAGAUAUUUGUGAGAGACCGUGAGCGUUGAAUCUUGUUGCUUUAACAUAUUUUCAUACUGUACUGGGCAUACACCUGUAAUUCUAUAAUUAAAUCCGGAAAACCAAUGGUUUCGUUUAAUUAUUUCUUGGAGGCAAACCCAGUGGAGAUUUUAGGGUAAUAAUAUUGAUGAUUAAGCCGAUGUACAAAAGGCAGGUUUAAAUUUCGCCAGUGGGUCACUGGUGGGUGUACAGUCUUGUGGUGUACUGUGUGUUGUUUGUCAUGAUGUCAACUAACAUUGAAAAAAAUUCAGCUGUUUGAGAGGAGAGGGGACAUAAGCUGACAGCUUGUGGUUUUUUCUGGCCGUAAGCUUGGCCAGUAUGCAGAUCAAGAACUCUUGAAAUUCCUUUUCCAAAAUAAUACUCCGGACUUAAGCUUAAAAUAUAUAUUGAUCCCAGUGCAUGACCAGCAGGGUCAGCAGUAAGAAUAAAGAAAAACAGGCGAAAAGGAAAAACCAAAUAUCAAAACGGUUUACACAAGCAGAUUAUAGCAACACCAAAGCUCACACACAUUCGAUCAAAUUAGCGAUAUAUAGCGAUAUUUGAUGGCUUCUUAGCUUUUCCACGACCUCACUCGUCCUAAUAACUGUCGUAUCCCUUGCUAAUUUGCACACUUGACCGCGAGGCUCUUGCCCGUUACUAUGUGACGUCAUACUGGCAGGCGGAGUGGGUCAAGAAACUUAGGAAUAAAACAAUAGAGUUACCUCCCCCUCCCCACCCCCUGAUGUUGAGUAAAUGAAAUGAAAAAUAUCUGUAUAUAUAAACUUCUUCCUCCUAAAUUUUCUCACAUAACUACAAGGCAAAGAUUUUACACCUCGCCUGGAAAUGAAAAGUGAAAAAUGCUAGGCUACGUUUUUUCUUUUCCCUAUAACGCCAAAGUAGAGUCGCUUAUUACCCUCUAGACUUGAACCGUAGGCCAAGUUACGUUUCUACAGCGCUAUUUAUGAAAAGAAAAGUCACAAUAUCCUUGCAAAAGAACAGCUUUUGGUGAUAUUUCUUUCAAACUGAACUUCACUAAAUGAAGAAGAAUUAAUUUUCUGUCCUCACAUUUUAAUAACACACGAAAGUUGCUUAUCUCUCCUCACCUUUCAAAUAAACACAGACACACCCCUGGCCGCUCUUCAUUUCUUUUCAAGCAACACUCCGUCUCUUUCCAUCCCAUACCUACACUACAUUGAGACAUUUUUUUUCCAUUUUACAGGCAUUUCCUAUCAGGUUGGAAAACUGAACGCAUCAGAGACGCGUCAAGGAUGGAAUUGCAACAGCGGAUGUCAGGCGCCACAACAUUGUACACUGCCACGCUGCACUAACGUGGUAUUUCCGCAAACUUUCAGUGGAUCUGGAACAGUAAGUAUACCUUAAAGCAAUUAGAAAUUACCCUAUUUCUUCAAAUAAUAGCCUCGAGCGAUUAUUCGAGGAAGGCGAUUAUUUCAAAUAUUGGUCACUGGAAGUCGAUCCCCAAAUAUUUUAUUUUGUUACCCGUUAAAUAAAAAUAAAGAAAUAAUCACAUCAAAUAUACUAAACAUGGGCUUUAUAAGUUUUGAAAAAAUGGUUCGUUUUCAGGAGCAAUCCUUUUCCUUGGUUAUUUUUCAAUUUCAAUAUCCUUGGCGUUAGAGCUUGAAUCGUCACUGAUCAGUUUUGCUGGAUGAGAUUCCACUUCAGCUUUGUUUGUUAUCCAAGGCGUCACUUUUUAACUCGACAGGGAGGUGGUAAAGAAAGAGAAGAUAGCGAGAAGGGUGGGGGUUAAGGGCGAUUAUUUGAGGGAGAAGAUUAAUCGAGGGACGGCUAUUUUUCGAGGAAAUACAGUAGUCUAAUCUUAAGGGUUGGUGGCAACUUUGUUUUGUUAGCAGAACACAAUAAGCUUCUUUAGAAACUAAUUUUUUUAACAAAUUUUGAUUUGCCAGCAUUGUGGCCUUUGUAAUGUUAUGACCUCAGACAAUCAAGUGCUCCCUAAUCCCUAGGAUGCGAGUGUUUUCAAACAAAACAAAACAAGACAAAACAAAAAAUCCAGAGAAUUCUGACAAUAAAAAUAGGCUAGAAGAUCUUUAAUCCUUGGAAUGGGGCCGGGAAUGGAGGGUUGAAUUAGAUCCUCUUUUUCUUCAGAUUUAGUGUGAGGAGUGCACGCGCGCACGAGCAUUGAAACCACCAGACGCACGCGAGAAACGAGGGCGGCAGUCUCGCCCCUUCAGUCACGCGCGUGGUCAUUUUCGUUUCUCGCGCGUUUCGCACGACAGACAGAUCAACAGUCCGGAAUAUCCCUAAAUUUAAGGACAGGGCCAAAUGGUCACGCGACACUGUUCAACCAAGUAGAAGGUGGGCUUGUGUUUAUCAAAACAUCGACCAAGUGAUCAAAAAUUUUCACAACAGCGGACAGAGUCGGACAGAUUUUAAGAUAAGCCAGGGGCCCAUAACCUGGAUAAGCUUACAAUACUCGGCUAGGUUUCUCAUUAUUUCAAAGAAAACAUUUGAUGUAAGAGAAUAAGAGUAUUAUUCAUUGCAAGGAAUCAUUGGGGUGUUCGAACUGAUUCUGGACCCAUCGCAGAGGUCGUGGAUUCACUGACUUGGCUUGCAAGAUUUUUGAUAGAAGCAAACUUGAAAAUUUGCUGAGAUCGUACAAAACAGGAAUGGUACUACCUAUUAACUUCUACAGAACAAGAAUCAAAGAACCAGUGAUCAUAACAAGAAUAAAAAGUAGUUCAAAUUUAUUAAUUUUCCUUGUUUGUUUUUCUGUGUUGUUUCGUGUUGACUUCACGCAUCUGGUGCUUUCUUUGCUUGUUGUCGUACCUGCAAUGUUUUAAUUUUAUCCCAGAUAAUCAGUGCAUGUUUAAUGUGUAGCGAAUUACAUCAUUUACAGUUGAAAUUUGUCUUCUUUCUUUGAUUUUUUUAACUGUGGAUGAACAUUUGGAGAAUCCAACAACAAUAAAUCUUUCCUGAUUUGGUGAAUUUCAGAAACAAAGUGGUUAAUAACUACCUUACGCUUAUGAUCUUUAAUUUUAUCCCCGCAAAUUCGGCAAAGAGAGGCGAGAUGCAUGUUGGACGUGAAUAUCCAUAAGACUAAUAAAGUUGUUUUGGCCUUGAAAAGAAAAAAGGCAAAGGCUCGAAUUAAUGCGAAAAAAAGUAGUAACACGGCUCUUCCAUGUCUGCGUGAAACCUGGGAGUGGAACACGUUCGAUCUCUCGCAUCAAGGACAAUUUCUCACAUCUGACUCUCAAAUCCGGACAAAUUGUUCUUAACACAUGAUGACUGUGUCCUUUUUUGUGUUCUAACGAAAUCAUAUCAAAGCAAGCUAAAAGUGUCGUCUUUUAAGUAGCUUCGAAAGUGCUCCAACGUCAGGUCUUCUAGCACAUCUGAGGACAUUUAACUUUCGGCAACGUUCGGAAGUCUUCGGUAAUUCGUCGGAAAUCUUUGGAAGUCGCCGGGACGUUUCGUGAAAUCUUGGUUAUGACAAGGUGAAAAUCUCACGCAUUUGACUCAGGCAGGUAUAAUAUUGGGACGUAGAUCGUAAGAAGACCAAGAAAACCGUCUCUGAAUCAUCUCAGUAAAACCCUGCAAUUGCCUUUGUAAUGCCCUCAUUCUGAGCAGCCAUCGUAUGCUGGUGCGUUCUCAGAGAAACGUAAAUUUGAAAUCAUAGGUCAUUUGCAGAUGGUACAUGACGCACAUGAGAUUUUAAGCAUCUUGCUGCUAAGAUUACGCCUAAAAACGCACAUAUGAUCACAUUAUACGAUGAAAAGAGUCGAACAAUGCUAUUCAAGGCCUGAAGAACAAGUUUUUGUAGAAAAUAAGGCAUAAGCAGGUCCUUUGUCAGUUGACAGUAAAACCCAAGGCAAAUGUCAGUAGUCAGUUAAAUUUUCGGCUAUUUGUGAGUUGUCAGUCGUCAGUUAACCCAAUCCAGACCCUCUUCUAGGUUGUCUACUAUCCCCACAUUCAACGUGAUAAACGUUAAUGGAUAUGACAAUUGAGGAAAAAUAUCUAGAACUUCGUAAAAAUCUGUAAAUCGAAAAAAAUUAUAGAUACUUGUUCACCUACCUUAAAAACCGACCAAAAUCUCGCCUACAUCGUGUUGUUUAAUAGAAGAAAUAAGGCACAAAAUGUGCUGAAUAUUUCACGAGAAACUUCCAAUAUGGCUUUCGAUACGCUUUCCACUUGAAAAAAUUGUGUAUGCCUCAUGAAAAGUCUUACAAAUAUGCCUGAGAGUCUCGAAACGGUGACUGUGGUCGUUUAGGUAAUCUAUCCGCCAUUUUUCUCGAGAACAAUAGCUCCAUGACGUCACAACUGCCUUUAAAUUUAUUCCGUACUGAUCAAGGUAGAAGAAAAAAGAGAGACUGCUCGUAAUCUAGGGUUGAAUUGUCGCCUGCAAAUUUUCAUUGAUGCUUAUCUUUUCAGGUUCGAGUUUUUGUGUCAUUAAGCCACGAAGAUCAGUCUUCAGUUGUUCAUUCGCCUUCUGCUGUGUGGGCAGAGUCCAUAAGUACAGCAGGAUUUCAGUUAUGCUCGCGUGCAACAGGUUCUACAAAUGACACUGGAAUUAUCAACUGGGUAGCGUUUCAGGACAAACCCAUGUUAACGCAUGGAAGCGUUACAUUUAGUGGAAUAUGGACAACAGAAACCAAGUGUGAGAAGGUGGCCUUUUCUCAGGUUAGAUAACAAUAAUUGAUAACAAGUGUAUAAUUUUGUUAUCAAGGUGUAAAACGUAAUUAAAUAGUAGAAACAAAUGAAAUAGUAUCAGAAAUUAUAGUUCUAAAACAAAUGAUCUCUAGUUCAAUAUCCGGAAUUUGUUCUUACUGGAACAGGCCCGAUUAUAAUCGGGCCUGGGAAAAUGCAUUGCUAAAAGUCUUGUUAAGCUACCUCCGGGCUUAGAUUCAAACUUUUCCUUCUAUCGCCUUUAGACAAGCCAUUUUCACGUUUUGCUUUAGAACAUAGUUAAUUGAGUGGAAUGGUUAUGAAACCCGUCAGACUCCUUUGUUCUAUGUUUUUGUGGACCAGAAAGUGCACAACGUUCAAAAGCAUUCCUGUCAUUUGGAUUGUUUUGACCAAUAAAAACGUUGCAUUAAUAUAUUCUGUAACAAUUUGCCAACAGAAAAUAAAGGAUUGUGCGCUUUCAGGGUGCUUCCAACAUAAACUGCAGCACUGUAAAUUGUUAAUUUAUCUUUGAUGUUUGCCGCUUUUCAUAACCAGUCUCCCCUAAUAACUAUGUUUAGAAGUAGUGAUUGAAUAAUGCUUGACCGUUUUGAUUGUAUUGAUGUAUCAAAAGAAAUUGGGAAAAUAGAAGUCUAUUUAUUUAAUGAUGUUAAAUUUUUGGCAUUAAACCUAACAAAGUUAGCCGAACAGAAACAUUGCUGUUAGUAGCUUUAUUUAAGUAAUGGGCCAAAAAAGAUGCAUUCAACAACCUUCUCAACACUUCGUAGAAAGAGGUGAAGAGGGGUAGAAAAUUGAGUCGACGUGAAUAGACAAGUAGUCAAGAUUUAAUUAAUCUGCUCCCAUUAGCCUUUGAUAAAUCCUUAAUUUCAUAAGUGCCACUGAGCACGUCAGUGAUACGAUCAUGUUGAUUUAUAUCUCGAGAAAAUCGUUUAUUUUUUAGUCAAUAGUUUUUCAUAUAUCUAACAUUUUUUUUGCAGAGCUUUGCUUCCAAGCCUCGUGUAUUUGUCUCUGUUAAGUACACUCGCAGUACUAAGCCAAAUGAUGCUAUGUACUUAUGGUUAGAAAACGUCAAUUCUGGAGGAUUUGAAGUGUGCUUAAGGGAAUUCUUGCCCUUUGAUGGAAAGCACCAAGAUGCAGUUGUGGUAAGUGAAGAAAAAUGCUCGAGUAAACUAUAAUAUUAUAAAUAUAAAUAAAUAAAUAACUUGACUUUGCCACACUUCGGCAGCCCGGACAACCAAUUACCUAGAACGUUCGUAACAGUGUCUCACGCAGACAUUUCUUGUUAAAGGAAGUGUCGUUCGAUGCCUGACGUCUUGUAAAUUAAACAUUAUUUUCUUGUCCACAGGACUGGUUCGCAUUCACUGGAAAUGGGAGUCAACUUAAUUUCACAAUAACUGGAGAAGAAAUCUUUCCAAACAGUGGAAAUCCAUCGGCCAAAAACAACUACGGCUUCUGUCAGGUGAAAACUUUAGUUCUAACAAGAACAUUUACCAAGCCACAGAACAUUUUCAGUGGUUGAGGUCACACUAGAGAAAACUUAAUAUAGUAAACCUAAAUUUACCAGGCCAUGGUGAUCGACAAUGUAUCCAAAAUGGCAAUUCCCAGAUGAACGCGACAUGCUUAUCUCGCGACUUGAAUGUGCGCAUAUUUUGGGAUUUUUAAAUUUCGCGACUUUGCAAGAAUUUUAUAUUUCGAAUCACUUCAAUUUCGCGUUGUUGAGUGGGCGAAUAUUAGAAGUGGGGACUUUACAGACGAUGGGCAAAAAUAGAGGGAGAAGUGAGCACGUACACAUCCAUUUACUAACUUACGUUUGUUUUUUACCUAUUUACAGGAAGUACCUUUCAAUACGACCUUUUACAAAUCGCCAAUUGUGAUUCUUUCCGUAAAUCAUGAGUAUAAUCUUCAGGUCAAGGGAAGCCGUCUUCCAGAAAAUAAUAUAAUAUCGUCCUGGGUUGAGGUAGGUUUGAAUUUUUAUUCUAACCUGAGAAAAAAGCCGGCAUUUCACGCUACGCCACCACUAGUUUUUCCACAAAAUGACGUCUGAUGAACGACGAUAGCAAAAAUUGUAUACUGAUGAUGUGUCAACUGGGCAUGUAGUGCUUCUGAUUGGUUGAUUAGAAAACUUCCAUUGCGGCACGACCAAUCAGGAGCAGUAUCUUGAUCUGCGAAGUGCAAAGUCAUCAUUAUGGGAUUUCUUCACUCGUUCCACAGACGUCUUUUCAACCAGUAAUUAAUUGCGUCGCGAAAUGGGGUUUUCCUCACUGGAUAAUAUUCUUGUUCAAUAAGGGAAGAGAAGUAAUCCGUAUAUUCUAGUAAAUUGAUAAAAGGACCGUGAAAGAGCCAUAAGAAACAGAUAAUUUGGAUCUGAUCCGUAAAUUUCAUGACUUGUAUUGUCUUCGUAGAAAUUAAGAAGAAAUUAUGGAUUUUCUAGUAACUGAUGAGUGCUAUCACAUUUUGCUGUAGGACGUUGGAUUAGAAUCUAUGAAGAUAUGCGUUAAAGACCUCAGCGGAUUAGGAUCGAGUCAUGAUCCCUUGAUUGUCAGCUACGCUGUUACUGGAGGUUGUUAAUUAAUUUUCCUAUUGUAAUGAUCACUAUUUCUAGAAUUUUUAUUAUUAUUAUUAUUAUUAUUAUUAUUACUUUUAUUUUUAUUGAUAUCUUUUAGAAGUUUUUAUUUGUAGGAAAACGUUUCAUGAUGAUAGAAUUAACUAAACGCUGGAGUACAAGCAAUGAUAAGCUUAUUCAUGUUACACUCUACCUUUGAACGCACGUAAGGAAUGAUGGGAUAAGAGCAAUUAGAGGGCAGACAAGUAAUAAAAUUGCCAAACGAGUAAUCGAGCAAUCGCGGGCGAGUUUGUUUAUUCCCUCAAAAUAAGACGACGAUUCUAGUCAUGCAAAAUGCAAAAUGUAAAGUUCGACAAGUUUUACGUCAUAAUUCCUUGCUGUGAAGACUUCUACUGUGGUGUACUGCAUUCAAAAUCACUUCCACCCAUCUUUUGCGAUUUUCUUUUCAUUUAAUGUUGAAACUUCUUUUCUAUUGUGUAGGUCAAACAAAACUCGACUGCAUUUUUGUAUUUGCAGAUUUUAUCUCUUGUUUGCCCCCUGAGAAACCACGUAACAUUGCUUUAAUUUAUUCCAUCAGCCUUUAGCGCGUGCAAAGAUGGCGGUAUCGUUAAUAACGUCUGCUAACGAUAAAAAUAAUAGGUUGAGUUGCCUGUAUGCAAACAUGUCAUUACUAUUUAGUUUUAAUUCAAAUAUGAAAAAUAUAUUAGAAAUUUAUGUUUUUUCCGAAUGGAUAACUACUCAAUAUUAUGUUUUUUUUCUUGCUGCAGAUCUUAAUCCUUGCCUUAAUGUGCAUUGCCCUCGAUUUGGAGUCUGCAGGACCUACAGUGCGCAUGACGCUCAGUGUGAGUGCGAUGGCCAAUGCCCCUCAUAUAAAGACCCAGUGUGCACUGCGAACGGAACAACUUACGACAACCGAUGCUGGCAUAAGUUAAGCUAUUGCAGAGGACUCGAAAAUAAUCUGGUCUACCACCCAGGAAGCUGUGAAGGUAACGAAUAAUGAUUUCAACGAUUUUUUUGGCUGUAUAUGCCACAUAAACUAGUCUGGGAGUUAAGCUCUCGAUCGCUUAGAAUUAUAGUUGUUGGUUCAAAAUUGCAUUCAAUUUGGCUUCUAGCUAUAGGAUGUUUAUAACUUUCCGUUACUUUUAAGCUGACUUCUAGCCCCUCACGCAGGCUAAGCAACAAUAGAGAGUUGUAACAAGUUACUUCGUCUGUCUGCUUUGGCAAACAAACACAUAGCAGCCCAGGCUAUAGGCGAUGUUUGAUCUGUGUAAGAUCUUUUAUUCUUUUUUGCCUUGCAAUCUAGUUUUUAUCGCGUAAAAUUAGAUUCACACAAAUUUGCUCGUGGAAAAUAUGGUUCAAAAAAGUGCAAAAGAGGAGGAAAUCAAAGACAAGGGUGGUAAAUAUCACAGUUACAUACCAGUUUACAUGGAGUUGCAUAUUUGAGGGCAAAUGCAGUAUUUAUUAUCUUUGCCCUUGAUUUCAUCCUCUUUUGUAUUUUUUUUUUGCACCCUAUUAGCACUGAGUAAAUUUGCUGAAAAUCAAAUAUUUCGCGCAGUGGCGCACGCUCCCACGCGUACAUGUCAUCAGGUACGCUUUUGAUUUAUAAUUUUUUUUUUGGCCUCCUCUAGUACUGCAUAUGUUUAUCUUUAUACUGGCAUAUGUUUAUCUUGGGCACUGAAACCAGCAACCAGCAUGCAAUAAUAAGCAGCCACUAUACAUUUCGUUGUUGAAAGGUAGCCGACAUUGCAAGUUAUAGCCUAGUUUUAGUUCAAUUUCCACGCUUUUUUUAUCACCACCCUUCACCACUUAGAGUUACAGUACAACGCAAGCUAACGAAGCUACGACCUUAGCGAUAAUGCUUAAAGAGUACAGUGAUGCUUCCUUAUCAAGUACUUAAUUUAUUAUAAAACAGGUUUUCCAAUUGUUCGGGGCCGUGUAGAUCUGCUACAGGUUCCAAAAUGGUCAGAUUCAAACUGUCAGACAGUCACAUUUCCUCCAUACCGGUUUUAUCCCGAUAAACAAGUUCAUGUUCAAAUAACCGUCAAUCACAUGAAGCUGAAUGACUCUGUGACAGUCCACGACGCUGUUACUUCAUGGACAGAAAGUAUCAACACAAAAAACUUCACCGUCUGUGUCAUGCAAACCGGAAGGAAAGAAGAAGGUGCGAAUCCAUUUGCCACCAUUGAUUGGGUGGCUUAUCAAGGUGCACCGCCCGAAGGAUUGACGGGAACGGUUGAGUUGCAGAAAUGGUGGUCUGGUACCAACUGCGCAGAUGUGACUUUUCCUACGGUGAGAGAUUAUAUAAUUGAUGCAAGUCCCCAAGGCAAAUGUUAGACUUUCAUUCAUCUGAUAGCUUUAAUCCACGCCGUCUUUAAAUAAAAAAUAACGGAUCAUUACGAGGUGACUAGGAAGAAAAAAGACGAUUGCUACAAUAAAUAACAAGACAAGGUUAGGUAAUAAAUAAGAAGGGGAACUUACUCAGUGAUUAGUUGCGUGUAAUUUUUGCAGCAAUAUUCAUCUUAACAUGACUUCAGUUGUUGUUAUUGUGUUUUUUGGGCUUUUUCUUCAGGGCAAGUUUGCUGAGGCGCCAAUAGUCCUUGUGACGUCAGAGCACCUGAGGACUGGUAAAGAGUAUGAUGCUGCUCUCAUUUGGAUUGAAGACGUAACUAAGGACUCAGUUAAAGUCUGUCUUCGUGAAAUGCAAAACUUUGACGGUAGACACCAAGAUAUCACUGUGGUACGUUCUUAGUGGUUUUCUUAGAAACUGGAACGCGAAUGUCUGCAAAAUUUGUAAGGAUUGUUGGUCUGUUAACCAUAACAGCGCGGUUAAGUUGAAAUGGCGUUGAUAACUUUAAAGAUCGUCCUGGCGAGUGAUGGUUCAGUCGAACGAAGGAACUGCAAAAAGAAAAAACAUAAAAAGGAACAGAAAUAUAAUAAUAACGAAAAGAGAAAAAGAAGAAAAAAAAAACUGAAUAUCAUUACAAGGAGUGAAUUUUAAAUAGCACGCAAAUUGGUCUGCCUUGUCCCCAUGCUUCCCUUCCUGACGUUUUUACGCGAUUCCCCCGAUGUCGUAAAAAAUUGUGGAUUUGCAUCCUUUCCUUGACUUUUUGCGCUCUUUGUUAGUUCACAAAUUUAUAGAGUUCAAAAUGCUUAGGUUCACUGAAAGGGCCCUGAAAAUGCAGUUGAUUUUAAAUAAAUUUUCUGUGGGUAUGUUACAAGACUGUUACAAGUAGGGGUGGCAUCAUUUUUGUUUUUUCCUCUUUUCACAGAACUGGUUUGCCUUCUCCAAACUGCACAAGCCUCUUUUCACUGAACAUGGCGUCAUAAGUUUUCCAAAUACGAACCCACCUUCGGAUAAAAUGAACAAUGCUUAUUGUGAGGUGAGAAAAGAAUUCUUUGCAAAAUUAUUAGCAUAAGCGUGCUAUUCACAGGAUUUUCCCUCACAAAUAUUUAGCUUACUUACAUCACUGUUUAUAUCUUCAAAACACUUAUAGUCAUUAUGCACUGUACGUGGUAGACAUCAAAGUAACCAGAAAAGCUAAGAAGCUGGUCCACAAAAUAAUGUUUGAAAAACGUUAGUCGAAAUAUUAAAAGGGCAGUUCGUUCUGUUAAAAUGAUGAAUCGCAAAUAUUUUAAACACAACCGAAGGUAACUAAAUUUAAAGGAAACAGGGUUAAACGUUGUAUGUUUCUCUUUCAUGGCAGUUCGUCACAUUCACGAGAGCUUAUAACUUGACUCCGACAGUCCUUGUCUCAGCCAAUCACAGCACGACAGUAUCUGGGAAUUCAGCACCGAUCCACAACGGAAUUACAACUUGGAUAGAGGUAAAAGUUUCCGCCAUGGGGCGAAUGUGUAGGGAUGUGUCCUGGCAAAAAAAAAUUCAAACCGAAGCUCGAUGAAAGAUAAAACGAACAGAAUCACACUUGAGGCGAUGUAUAGGUCGAUAAUAGAUGUGGCUCAAAAAUGGACCAAAAAAAUUUGAGAUUGCUUAUUGGCUAACUUCAUGUUUUCGAUCGCGAAUAUAAUUAUGUAGGUAUUAUUCAUUAAAGUUUGAAUAAUAUCUUUAAAUACUCAGGCGCCUCGGUGGUCUCAAACUUUAGAUCUGACGGUUCGGGUUUAAACGUUACCGUAGUUUUUUUUUCUUGGAACAAGAAAUCAUUUGCUGUCUUCAUCAACCGGGAUCGAGGUUUAGCCAAACUGUUUGGGCUUAAUAUAGCUCCUGCGCCACCAUCAUACCCCUUAUUAGGGAAAAAAGGAUAUUUUGGAUAACAUUUGAACCUUUUAAUUCUUUUAGCUUUUAUAACUUUGUUAUUUCUAAACCUUCCAAUCUUUUAAUUUUCUAGCGGUCUUUGCAAGCUUUCAUCAAACCACGGUUUUCAGUCGGCGAAUCUGUUUGCAUUUCUAUGUCACAUAAAAAGACUGUAGGAGAAAGGUUUAAUUUCAGAGACUAUUCAAACAUUCACUCCACGUUAAUCCAGUUGUUUAUGGUUGCAACUGCAUAAAAUGUACCAGCUACGUUAAGUGUUUAUUUUUUUCAGAACAUGAAUACCUCUGGAUUCAGAGUCUGUGUCAAGGAAUUAUACGGGACCAGAUAUGACCCCUUGUCCGUCAGUUAUGCUGUGCUUACAGGUCUGUAAUAAGUACUGAACUCGUUUAUGAAGUAGUUUUUGGCAAACAUCUUACCCGAUUCAUGAGGAAUUAUAAAUACUUUGGAAGUGCUCUAAACUAACACAAGCAUAUGGUUUGCGUGUCAUGCCCAGUGAGAGUCAAGAGGGUAACAAAAUUCCAGUCGCUUUUUGUUCAAAUUUUCUACUUUCGGUUCCCCAUUUACUGCUAGCAGCAGGGUACCAUUUUGAAGUUCUUGUCUCAAAGAAAUUAGGGACCUUAAGAUGUGAGGACGGCGACGGCAGGUAAAACGUCGCUUAAAAAGUGAAUUCGGGGUUUUCAAUCUUCAUCGCGAUUUUUCCAUCUCGCUUACUUUGUCGAAAGUAUGCUACUCCUCCUGAAGUUGAAUUCCUAAGGGCCUUGUAACAGUUAAGCCGAGAAACAGCAGGAAAAUUUCGUCGUUGCUUGUUUACGUCCUCUAAAAAACAUGAUACUAGGCAUUUUCACGUUGUAGUCGUGCAACGACGGCUAAGAAAUGUCGAAAAAAGCGUGAUGGCACGUGCAUAGUUGUUGUUUUACUAUUAAACCUAUUGCUUUUUGGCCGUUCUCAUUGCCGCCGUCGUCGUCGUCGGAUCUUAAGGCCCCUAAUAACUCAUAAUGACAGAAGACCUCAGUUGCCGAAAUGAAAACCAUCAUGCAUCGAACAAACGUUAAAAGUUAGUGUUGCUUCAGAAUUUUUACUCUAAUUUGAGAAAGUGAUCCCUCUUUCAUCAUUGUGACACCACUCCUACUCUCCUCAAGAUAAAAAUAAUGAUGAUGGUCUACUCGUUGCCCCGAAAAAAACGUUAAUUAUUUUUAAUUAUCUUUUCUUAUCACCCUUGCAACAAUACUCCUACAAAAGUGCCGCUAGGGAUAAACAAUGUCUAUCAAUCCGACCAUAAUCAUAUUUAUUAUAUAUAUAAUAAUUUAUACUGAUAUCAGCAAUCUAAAUCUUUUCUUCUUUUUACAUUUUGUUAGAUAUUUGUGAUCCUGGCUGGAACUAUUUCAACGGCUUUUGCUAUUUCACAAGUAAGACUUGUCAAAACUGGACCACAUCACUGGAUAAAUGCCGACAAGAAAACUCAGUUCUUGUUGAUGUCCAAAACAAUGAAGAAAAUGUGUUUUUACAGCAUCUUCACAAUGGAGCAAAAUCCUGGCUGGGAUUGAAUGAUAUUUUCACAGAGGGCUCCUUUACUUGGGCAGAUCGUGGUACAGGCAACUUUACAGCUUGGGCCAAAAACCAACCCAACAAUUUUCGAGAUGAAGACUGUGUACAUACACUUGGUGUUGAAUACAAAUACGAAUGGAAUGACGUGAAAUGCAGUGACUGUCAUCAGUAUACUUGCAAGAAAGGUAUAGUUUUUCAUGUAUGUUUAGGUGUAAGGUUAUGGUCGUAAAAAGAGAUUAUUAUCCCUGAAAAAUUACAUGAUUAAAUGAUAUCUUGUCAUUAAACACAGACAAACAAAACAGUUGAAAAAAAUAAUUAAGUGAUGCAAUGAAGGAACCGAUGGAUAUGUUGCGGUGGGUCAUCCUUGGUGUUAAAACCUGUGAAGUUUUUCUUUGUUUUCUAGCUAUAUUGUAGCUACUAGUUAUAGCUAUCGCUAAGUGCCAACGAGCAAAGCUUUUACUUAUUGUUGGUUUUCACAUUACAUCACUAAAAUUCAAACUAAAAAACUAUCGAUCCUACCGUGAUUUUGCUUUCACGAUAAAUUAGAGCAGCUGAAAACUAAUUUUCAUACAAAUUUUCGCCUCAAAAGGGUUCUUGGUUUUGUGAUAGAGUACGCUUUAAUUUCUAAGCUUUUGCGUGACGCGGCAUUUACAUGACGGCCAAGGCCCAAGAGAGCUGUCAUGUAGGUUUAAAAAAAUGACUUAUCUCAGGAAAUUUUGCUUUCUAAACAGUUCAUGUAUUAGAAAAAGUAUUACUUUAAUGAAUGAGUUUCUCGAAGAAAAAAUUCACGCUUCUGUAGCAAAACUCGGUAACAGAUGUUUCUGUUGGUUUCCGUCUACCAUAUUGGAGCUCAUCCAUGUGAACACCAGCAAGGCGUCUCUAUACUAUAAAAAUCUCUUUAAGUUUGGGUAAAACAUUUCUUCGGAUAUCUCGUAUACGAAAUAUUCCUCAGACCUGAAUCUUGGCGAGGGUCUCUGUAUAUGUACCUCCUUUCAUUUCCCAGAUUCUGGACUUUAUCUAUUCAACCGUUUUGAUUUUUAUUUUGAUCUAUUUUGAAUGGCAUGACACUGAAAACCAGCAAUACGCGCGCACUGUUCAAUGUUUUUAGAAAUGUCAUGAAUUACUGUAAUCUGAUAAUUUAGAAUGUUGUCAACAGCACCGUUUGGGUCGAACUCUCGUUCAUUGCAACUCAAUUUUUUGUUUCGAAGUGCCACUUUAAUUAACUAAAACUUUCAAACACUGAAAAUAAAUGGAAUCACGGAGACCGAUCGGUAUGGAGGGCAGUUUAUUGUACCAUUUUAGUCAUAAGUUUAUUUAUACGAAUAACAAUUUUAGUGCAAUUUGUGCUAACAACUCGUCUGACAUCUCGUCUAUAUCUUCUUCAAUUACUGGAUCGCCACCGUAAUCUUGUUUCAAAAGCGCUUCAUUUCUCUGCUUCUUCCACGGCUUUGCAAAGACUUUCAAAACCGACGCCCAUUUCCGGCGGCUGGCGUCUGAUACCUAGCUUUUGUCAAGCUUCUCGCAUUCUGAAGCUGUAAUUGGCGUUCUAAAUCUUCGCUCUAUUUUAAAAUGAAAAUGGAAACGCCGCCUUUAGAGGUAGAUAAAGAAGUAAAGCACUGCCAGAAAUGACUCAACGUUACACGCGAUUACCUUCGAUUUCUGCUGAAAUGUCAGUGUUCGUAGAGCUCUGUGUGGUAAAUAAUGCUUCGUCUUCCCAGGAAUCCAUCUCCUUUCAAAGCGGAGGCUUGUACUGAGCAGAACGACUGAAUUCUCUGGGUUAUAAAGAAUACAGAUUUGCAGUGUUACACGCCUUGCACGUGUUAAUUUCAUAGUUGGAAUUGUUUUAAACAAGUAUAACAAUGAACUACAAUAACAACCCUAGGCUUCACUAAAAUCGAACAUUCAUCACAAAGAAGGAACAAUAGGAUUUGAAGAGCAUCACAAUUGACCACUCCAGAAAAUACCAUAACAUACCAUAAUGCUCUUUGUUUGUCACCCCAAAAUUUUGCAUAAGCAUUGUCUUCAGUUUCUCUCGGGAGUUAAAAUGGCCCCAAAAGAAACUGAAAACAAUGCUUAUGCAAAAUUUUGGGGUGACAAACAAAGAGCAUUAUGGUAUGUUAUGGUAUUUUCUGGAGUAGUCAAUUAUCAAACAUACGUGCAACUAAAGUCGAAGUUCCAACACAGACAAACAACAACAGGACAAGGAUCAAUAAUUAUAAUGGAUAAUUACUUCGGCACAUGGCAUUAUGAGAACUAUUGUGAGCUCAACUGUUCUACUGCAUAAAGAAUUUGAAAUCCCGACUUUAUAUAGCAAGUUUUUCGAGAUAUUGAAGUUCGUGGUUUUGUCCGAAGUUGAGCACAUAUCAUUUUGGGUAAAAUUUAGUGGUCUUAUAAGCAAACUUAGAAUCCUUGAAAAAUCAAAGUCCGCGAAUAUUCAUCGUACAGACUUAAAUUUGGUCUCUUUUUAAAGCUAAAUAAAAAUUAUGGUGCACCGUUGAAGAAUUCCGAAUUAUUUUGCUUCAAAGACAAAAAAAAUUUCGCGGCGUUAUUUUUCGUAGCGGCAGGCAAUAAAAAACGACCAGCGGGCAAAUGCGCAGCCAUACUCGUAAGUUGAAAAUAAAUCCACUCGAUGAUUGGUUAAAUGAACACGAAGGAUGAACACUGGACUCACAAGCACUCACACGACUCGUGGAUUCUCUGUUCUGUACUAUCACGUGUUCCCUCGAAAACAAUGCAUUCUCUGUUCUGCAUUACGUCGUAAAUGUUGCCGUACAUUACUAUAUGUUACAUCGAUUCGAGUUUUUUUCUGCCCCUGGAAUUAUCUCGCACGGCCCUAUUGAGCUUGCGCCUCUCAGUCUCGCGUCUUCGCGAGGAUGCUUGUUCAAGCAAGUAUUUCCCUUGGCUCUAUUAUGUUGACUUAGCAGUGGCUUCUUUGUAUUAAUUGUUUUACGUCAUUGGUGAGGUUCACAGGUUUUUACACCGCGGAAUAUGACCCGCUGUAGUUCAGUUUUGUUCUUGGUUUAAACUUUAUUUCCCUUUUUUCAAACUCAUUAUCAUACCUGAAUAACAUACCCCAAAAGAAAAGAAAAGAAAUUUAAACCAUAGAUGAAAUUGAACGCCAACUGAAACAAAUGAGUAAAGGACAAGCUUAUGAACAAUUUCUAAUUAUAAUUCAAAAUUCUUAUAUUUAUUAGAUUAAACGCCGGGGCGUUUGUUAAAUUUUUCGUUAUUCGAGUGCGGCGUUUAUUUAAUAGCCAUUUAUUUCUUGCAAACAAUAGUAUGGUAACUGAGCAUUUGAACUGUAAAAACAGAAACAUGUUUUAGUGCUUUUCUGACUAAAGUCAUUAUCUAUAUCUUUCUCAAUUUCACAAUUUGCAUGUUAAUAUACUACUGGAAUACAUAAAGUGAAUAAAGUUAAUUAUAUUCCUUUGAGCUUCGAAAGUACUGAUCUUAAAGCAUUGUUAAAAUCAAAGAAAAUGUUUUUUUCAGGCUUGCUCAAACAUGAUUAUUACUGCAUGCAUUUACUUUUUGAGUCUAUUAUUGGAAUAAACGCCGCAUCAUGACGUAGCGUUUAUUCGAGGGCGGCGUUUAAUCGAAUAAAUACGGUAAUUAAAGAAUUGAUAGCUGCUGUAAUUGCAGUAACUAAACAUGGUAUCUUUUGUACAUUACAGAUCUGAAUGAGUGCAGCAGGGACAAGUAUUAUUGCCAUCGUUUUGCCACUUGUUCGAAUAAUCGUGGUUCCUUCAAUUGCACUUGUGACCUUCAACAAGGUUUUGUCGGGGAUGGCUUUGAGUGCUUAAAAUAUGCAAGUAAGUGAUCUUAUGCAAAGAAUUAAUUUUACAAUGCCGAAGUUUAAAGAUCACGAGAAGGGCAAUUUUAUAUCAUUUUCAACCACCGAGAAAAGGGUUUGAAAACAAGGACAGAAAAUUUUUUGUAAAAUUUUCAACUAUUAAUCUGUAACAUGAGAAAUCAGUUUUAAGUUUGCAGGCCUUCUGUUACGAGCUGAUUUUAUAUGACAAAUGAAGGGGUGUUCGAGCAACUCGCUCGCUUGGCGUAGAGGUACCAGGUAUCUGGGCCCAGUUGUUCGAAGGCCGAUUAGCGCUUAACCCAGGGUUAAAUUUAACCCGGGUUUCUAUUUCUUUUGUUCAAAAGCAUUUUCUCGGAUAAUUUUCUCUGUUAUUUUUAAGAGCAUCCAAUCAUCAACUUGUUGACAAAAAGAAUAAAACUGAAAUUACUCUCUAAGCUUUUAUUUCUGAAUUCAAAUUUCGCACUAACCCUGAGUUAUCUUAACUCAGCUUGAACAACUCGGCCCUGAUUUACAUUAGCUUACAUUUUGGGAUUCUUUAUUUUUCGCAGCAGUUCGAUCAUAUGUUUUCUUCUACAGCAUCACAUUCCCACUGCUGCUGAACAUAACUACAACAUAACCGCACUCCACUCUAACUGCGCAAAUAUUGCGAAAAAGGCUUAAUAAAUAACUUAACGUUCGGGCUUGCUGACAAUGAGAGUAACGAACGCACUUUCCUAAUGAGUCUAGGGAUUUCCUGUUGAUCACCAAAGUGGAAAAAGCAAACCUAUAAGGUAUGAUAAUGGCAUGAGCAAGAAACCAAUGAAAGCUUGACAGCUGAUACCACCGGGCUCUACCGUAAACCAAAACAGGAACUGAUGUAGGUAACAAUCACGGUCAGCGAUAAUCCCUAAACGUGCCCAAUUCAGGGGCUGACACUCAAAUUUUAAUAUAUGACUAUUAUGUUGAAAAACUACUAAGAAAGGAAAAUAAUGGAAUUGAAAACCUUUCGAUACAAAAUAUGGAUGAACCUUGAUCUACAAACCUAAUCAUAACGAGACUCUAUAAAGUACGAGUGUAACGUCAAGUGCAAACAUGAAAUAGACUAAAAUAACCCACAAAAUACGGCUUCACAACAGAAAAUGGGACAUAGCUGCAGUACAGCUGUACCUCUUACUUUUCCCUUUUGUCGAGAAUUUUUCCGGUACCUUAAGUAAACAAGUGUUGGGACCUGAGGAGACCAUACAUAGUGCGUCUCAGUCAAAUCUUGAAAACUGGAAUAGUAAGUGACAAGAAAUAAUUACUCUCGACAUAUCGUAAAGAACGUAAAUGCAACUUCACCUGAGAAACGGGUUCUGAAAGGUAAUUAAAGCAAAGCCUGCGUGAAGUUCCCAAAACUCCCGGCCGUUAUGCGACGCUUCCUCAUGCCAACCAAAAAUAAAUAAACAAACCAUCAAACAAGAUCUGGACAGCAAAAGAAUUUUGAUACCUUUGUCUUCAUUUGUAAUCUCUCGAUAAGCGUUGUUUAAAUUAUUUUGGGGUGAUUUUUGAUCGUCAAGGGGACAUUACAAGUUUGGUUUGAAAGGACUCAAUGAUUUCAGCUAUUUCAGCUCUGUUUAGGAACAACCUGUUAACUUAGAAAAGAUGCAUGAAAAACGAGUAAGGGUAAUCUGAGUGAGCAAUCUCAGACUCUUGUAAAGUGAUUCAAAUUUUGGUGCAAGUUUACAACAAAAAUGAUCAGUCAUUCGGACCAGCUUUCGAGUUCUAGUAUGCCCUGCUAUGGUAAAUUUAUACGCCAAAGUUAAUGAUAGUUAUGGUAAUAAAAUAAUAUUAGGAAUAACUAAAUCCUCAAUUUGUCUUAUAUGCUGUUCUUUGGCAUCUUAUUCAGCUGCAUGCCCUGUUGGAAUGGUGGAACAAUUUUGGACCAACUCCCCUCCUACUGUCGAUGUUUUUUCCUCAUAAUUUACAUGUUCUGGGUGUGGUGUUGCAGAGGGUGUGAUUGCCAAAUCCCUGCUGCAAAAGACUGAAAAGACACCGAAACUGAAUGCAUACAUGAAACCAUAAGCAGUCCUGGAGAUAUCCAUUUCAGGAUAUAAGUAACGUGCGUUGUGAUUGGUUGAGAUCAAAACCAAAACAACGUUAAUCUGCCGAGAGCUACUGGAGAUGAGUCAUGAGUAGAAGUGAAACAUUUUUUAUUGCCGCCACUUGUAAUGCGGCUAUCGGCCAAAACGAAAUUAAGUAGUUCGAAAUCACUCCACGGAAAGAUAGCAUAAAUAAAAUAAGUUAUUCAGCAAACGCUCUUGCACUCUGGAAGAGUGGAGCGAACAUAUUACUUCAGAUGGAGGCUAAGGCUGUAAAAAAUGAGUCGUGACUUCUUUAAUUCAGCGGUCAUGGCGAACUCGAAAAUGAACUAUUACAAAGAGCAAAGGAAAUGACCUGUAAAUGUCACACAAACAACAGCAAAGAUAAGACUGAUUCGCUCAGUUAAAGUUUGGAAUCCUCCACAGCUUAAUCUACGGAUUUUGGAUUUAAGAACUAAUACAAAUUUGCGACGCCUUGCAACACGCACAAUUCACGAACAAAUAAGGCGCGUAAUAUCGGCGUCAUUUUCGAUAACACCGUAACGAUGUCUUUUCAUGUUAACAACAUAGUUAAAGUGGUAUUCUACCACCUUAGAAAUAUAGCUGAGAUUCGUAAGUAUAUGAAUGUCACAACGGCUGAAGUUCUUGUGAACGCAUUCAUAAAUUCGAAGCUGGAUUUCUGCAACUCGCUUUUACAUGGUCUUUCCAAGUAUGAAAUUAACAAACUGCAAAGUGUCCAAAACGCUGCAGCGCGCGUGAUUGCCUGCUUACGUAAGUUUGAUCACAUAAGUGAUACUCUAAAGGAGUUGCACUGGCUACCGGUGGAGCAAAGAAUAAUCUUUAAGAUUAAUCUUAUUUGUUUUAAGAUACUCUUCAAUUUAGCCCCGGAUUAUUUGGUUGACCUAAUCCCUGUUUUUUUAAGGGCUUUUUCAGUCAUUGCCCCUAUACCCUGGAACGAUUUGCCUAUUGACAUUAGAUCGCUCGAUGAUGUAAAUAAGUUUAAAUCUAAAUUGAAGACCUUUCUUUUUAAGGGAGUUGACUAACUAUCUUAGGUUUUUUAUUUUGUAUUUUUGUAACCAUGUAUAUAUAUAUGUAAAUGAUUUUAGGAUUUUUAUUUUUUAUCCAGACCUUUUUGAAGCAUUGUAAAGCGCUUAGCACUGAAAAGUAUAGGCGCUAUAUAAAUAUUUAUUAUUAUUAUUAUUAUUAUUAUUAUUAUUAUUAUUAUUAACAAUUCCAAAUUAAACGAAACCAAGGAUCAGUUUAGAAUACGAUCCACGAAACGCUCACACAUUGAACCAGUAAUGGCCCCGAAAUUACACACGUCAGAGAUUUUCAAAGGCCUUACAUAUGUUUGUUUGAAUAAACAACAACCAAAUUUACUCUAGUAUCUAGGAGCAAUUUUUUCAAAACCAGAAAAAAUUAUUACGCACCUGAAAUUUGCAAGAAUUCAAAGACCACUCCACUCAGAAUGCAUGAAAAUCACAACUGUUUACAUCACGUUCGGCAGAUCUUUCUCUGCGUUGUAGAGACGCACGCCAUCUUUCUUUGUUUCACAUGUUCCUCUGAUGGUCCUUUGCAAAUAACGCGUGGUCUCAUGGGAUUUGAAAGGAAACAAAAUAAUGGCGGCCCAAAAGCGUUGCAAAUACUGAUUUUUCUUUGAAGGUCCAAGAUGGAAUUAUCAGUGACCUCAUCAUAUAUCCAGAAAUGGACAUCUCCCGGACUGAUAAGAAAAAUGUUAAUAAAGAUGUUAAAUUUCAUUGUUUUUCAGUGGAUAAAGCCUCAAAAAAUGAGGCACUAACUUAAAGUACAAAAAAUUGGACACCUGUAUAGAAUUUUAAAGGGACUCAUUUUCAAAGUGAUCAAAAUAUCUCGAAACAAAAUUACAAGACAUUCCUUGCAAAAAAACUAAUACAAAUUCACCACGACUAACAAAUUCGAAUUUUAAACUUCAAUUGGACAUGACAGGCUAAGUUAGCUUAAUUCAAACUCGUUCCGACUGUAAGAAAACAAGACAGUCUAUUUUCUGCAACUGACUCAACAUUGCUUUACUUUCAAGUGCUACUUUUCUUCGUGAACUUCGCCCUCGCAAGGCAAUUCAUUGCAUAUAGCCCCUACAUACAUACAUUCAUUCAGAAUAAUUUAAAAGUGGGAAAAGGAAAAUCAAGCAUUACUAAGAAAAAAAAACAUUAAAAAAAAUCUAGGCCUAAAAUUAUGAGUGCAGAUGUGGACCAGCUACAGCGAAAGUUAAGUCCUCUGAGACCUCACGUGAUUUGAAUGGAUAUCUAGAACCUCUGACGUAUCUGUGUACAGUUCUUAAUAUAGCAAAUGAAAGCUGAAUUCGAAGCCAGGAAAUAACGCUGGCGUAGUGUUCAUUGUUCUUAGUCGAAAGCUUAUUUGCGAGAGUUCUUAAAAAGUUUUUACAGUCGAGUCCCAUGCCCCCGUUUGUACCAAACACCAGUGGUGUGUAAAAGUUCCCAUCUCUACAUCCAUCACUCUCUGGUUGUAUUUCCUCUUCUUCUCGUUUUCUUGCUCUUUGAAGACCGUAGCUGUGUACUUGCCCUGGUUGGACCGGGAGUUAACAUGCGUUACGCGUACGUCAAAGAAUGCCGUUACUCCUGGUGUCCAAAAACCUCCUGCUUUCAUAUCCAGCCUCGCAGUCUCGACUUGUAACAGUGGACUGAAGGUUGAAUACUUCAUUGUCGAGUGGUUGCAGGAGUGGCUCUGUCUCCACGUUUCUGCACACUUUACUGAUGUGUGAUGUCAGAAGAUCUCGGAUUACAUGACAACGCAUGGUUGACAGUAAACAUUUCUCCACAAGCACAGUAAUUAGGGAGUUUCGGCAGAGGGAGGUUGUAGCGAAGGCAAAGGGAGUCCCUAAACUCCUGCUUGUUCAAAUCCAGUCCGUGUUCUUCGAUUGGAAUAGCGUUCAGCCACGAGCUGACUCCCUUGUCCCUUGUCCGCUGCACCGCUUGGAGUAGAUCAGGAGAUCAGGAUUCGUCAAUCCUGUCAAUCCGGGACUUUGCAGCGGCUCUCCUUUUAGCAUUGAUUUCACACUUCCUUUCCUCCAUCAGCUCUCGUGCUGGAAUGGUGGAGCUUUGAUAUUUAAUAUUGAAUUGACCUUUGAUAUCUAAUAUUGAAUGGACGUUUUUAACUCGUUUAGGAAUUUAAAAUAGCAUUCAUUGAAGUAGACGCAGGUUAACUUGGUACUGUUGUAGUUCUGAAAAAUGUGUAUCUAUAUUAACGAUUUGAGAACAACGCAAGAAAAUAAAAUUUUAAAGUGUCCUUCUUUGUUCUUGAAGCCGUCAUGUUUUUUUUUUAGGCCUCGGAUAAAGGCAACUUCCCGCGGUCUUAGGCUGUUUCCUAAAUCUGGCUAAAUUAAAUGGCUCUCUACAUCAUUAUUACUUAUUUUUUUGUUUAUAUCUCAUAGGAGGAUUGACAGGCUCUGCUAUUGUGGGAAAUGAUGUUAGCUACUUAACAUAUUUGAGCACUUUGCUCAAACCAGUCUCAAGCAAAUCUUCACAAUGGAGGCGCUGUUGGCGGGCGUCCGUGGACGGCUGGGCUGCCAGUACUUUUCACAGCCGAUGCGACCAUAAAGGAGCAACUGUCACAAUAAUAAGAGUCGGGGGAAAGUACAUAUUUGGAGGGUAUACCAGCGUCUCUUGGGGUAAGUGGAAGGAUUUUCUAAACCUGAGCGUGAUAGCAUGUAAAAUUGUGUAAGGAAGAAUUUGUAAUGGGUAUAUAUUUUUUUUUACUUCAAAUUUGCAAUCACUUUCGUUACGGCUUACCAUCAGACAUUUGUGAAUUAUUAGGAGCUUAAGCAACCACGACGGGGAGGCCAGCGAAAACAUCACUUAGAGCCUGUUUAGGUGAGGUAACCCGCCUACAAUGCAGGUGGGAUAAAAAAAUAACCAUCGUUUACGUGCAAUUAACCUUACAACCCCACUAUCCCGGGGUGCACUUUCUCAAGAAUAUUGAAUGGUCGGUAAGCAUGUAAAUAAGAAAAAUGCUGGCAAACCACGUGUUUUAGGGAUUAGUGCACUACUACACUCACUUGCUGCACUUACUGCAUCCUUCAGUGCUGUGGCUUUCUAUUGUUACCUUUAUGAUGCAAAGCCACCGUCAAAGUGUGAUUUUGCGCGAAUUUGAUGUAUCAUGAAUCCGACCGCCGGCUUGAAGGGUCACUUCACCUAUCAUGUACCACCCCCCAACAGGUCCUUAAAAAUUGCAUUCAGGCUGCGUUUCAAACUUUGUUCCUAGCAUCGCCCUUAUUCCAUGUCGUUCAAUUUGCCAAAUGCUGGCAAAGUUCUUUUUUCGGGAUUAAAUUCCAAAGGUCCCUGUCAAAAUUUAGAAAAAGAAAUAAAAAUCGUUGUUCUUACGUUCUUUACGUUUCACGUCGUAGUCGUGCAACGUCAUGGUAAAUAAUUUACGUUCCGACUCGUUGCGGUAGCUGUCAUCGUUGACGGCCUUGACGGACAACGAUCAAUUAAAAUAAAUAAGGAGGGGAACGGAAUUUUUUAAGCUCAGUUUUUUUAAAAUUCCCCGUAUGUCUCUUAUUAUCCUUUUUUUUUCCAUCACAACGUAAUGCACAAGUUUUUGUUUUCUCUUGUUGCAACAAAUUUGGAAUAUGGAGCAGGAGAAAGACAGAGAAAAAGAGAAAGUAGGCGGUAGGCCAGCGAAGCUCAACGAGAAAAAGGGCAACAGAGGUCUAGAGCGAGAGAUAAAAACAGAGGAGACAUUUUUUUUGUUGGAGGAACAGCAUGAAAAUUUUGUAGCGACGGUGACAAAUAACAAAAACAAAAAAACACAAAUUUGGAUAUAUAAUAUGUGUCACUAAAACAUUUCUUAACAAAACAAAACGUGCAUAACGUUGUUCGGACAACAACAACAAAAAAGGACUAAAUUUCCUUAAAUUAAAAGAAAAUUAGAGAAAACAAACUAAACCAAAAAAUAGGGUGAACUACGCGAAAAAAUCAGCGUGCUUUGCGUCACCUAUUUCACGCUUGCCUCCUCUAAAUCGCCAUGUUUCCUCACACAGGAGCCUGAUCUUCAAACGGGUUCAUAAUACAAAUCAACUUUCGCUCUGCCUUGACUCUGGUCGACUCUGCCAUAGCGGACAGUUCAGAGAGUGAUUGUGAACUGCAGACACCUGCAGAAGCCCUUUUUUGAUAUCAAAAGCUAAGCUACUGUUACACUAGUGGUCUUCUGUUACACAAUUUCCUCUCGGUUUUGUGUGAAUCGGUCUUGUUUAAUGAGGGUUUUUCUACAGAAAUUCAUUUUCAAGCAAUAUGCCGCACCCUCAACGGAGUCAUUUUUCUGGCCUUCGUUCCAUUUUCACAGUUUUACGAAAAGCUUCCAUCAACAUAUAAAAAAUGCUGAUCUGGUGUAGACAUAGCUAAAAAAAUUAUAUAGUCUUCUUAAGAAGCAGCUUGGUUUUUUUCAGAUUUGUAAUAAUUAAACAUCUUUCCAUGUAGAAAAAACAUGUUUGGUUGCUGCUUCGCAGAUAGACGGGAGCGGGCCAAAUAAUUCGAAUAUUAUAUAAAUUAUUUUCGAUUCCGAUAUCUGCCCUUCACGCUUUUAAAAAUCAGUUUUAAGUUGCUCGAUACAGACGUUCUAAAAACUCACUGAGGAUAUGUUUUCGAAACUAUUUUGCUAGCAGAAAAAUUCGAAACAAAAACAAAUGAAACAGAAAGUAGCCUUCAUUAAUGCGUUUCCAGGUGACACUUUUUUGGGGGAGUUUAAUUUUGCAGAUUAUUUUUACACCUUUUCGGGAAAUAAUUUUUGCGAUUGAUCAAGAAGUCUGUUUUUUUCUUUUCAAUCUGCAGUAUAUUUUGCAAUUUUAAAAAUUGGAACUCAUUAUUCGUGCACUUAUAAAUUCCCAAAGGGUAGAACUUGUAAAAAAUAAAUCCACAUGAUAGGCGGAUCAGGCGGAGUUGAUUGGCAUCUGCCAAAUCGGAACGUUCGGCCUUUUUUCUGGUUGAUACUGCAAUUUUUUCUGUCUUGAGCCGCUCAAACAAAUAAGUCUUGAAUUGAUUGCCCCGAGAAUAUUCUUUCUGUAAGUUGAGUACACUAUAUCCAGUGAGAGCAAAGAAAUCAUGCCUCCCCUUCUUAGCGUGAUAACAAUGAAAUUCCUAAUAAAGUAAAUGUUGAAAAAAAUAGCGAUCACUCCCGAAAGUAAAGACAGACUGCUUCGUGAAUUACACCGCUUUAGGAUGCUGGUAUGGUAACAUUCUGCAUUCUGCAGAGUGAUUGCAGGGACCACUGGCUCCUUAUUUGGUAAAGAGAAGAAUAUUAAACGGGGCCAGUGCAAAAUAAGCGAACCUUUGUUAGCCGAUUUUUUGAGCUGUUUACCUUGCCUGCAAACCUUAAGCUAAACACUCAAAGGAGAAGUGCACCAAGUAUGUGUGCAUUUAAGGAGGAGGAACGGAGCGUCCUUAUUUCUGUGACAUUAAUGAAAGGAAUUACAGGGUACAAAAUAACUGUGUCAACUAUUGGCAUCACUGUAUGUAAGUGAAGGGUUCAACCAUGUGACAGCGACUUGAAAGAAAGAUUUCUUUCCUUAAUUGUUUGUUUGAUUAUUUUGUUAUUUUUUUUUUUGCCAUCCACAUUUCUCGUUUUUUUCUUCUUACUUUUUUUGUUAUUCGCAUUUUUUUUUCCAUCCGCAAUUUUCCAUCCGCAUUUUCCCAUCCGCAUCCGCCAUCCGCAGGUAUCUGGUCCGCGAUUUACAGACACCCGUAACCAAGAAGUUUCUGGAAGUUUCACGUUGUAGUGGUGCAAAACAAUGGCAAAAAAUGUAUAAAAAAAGCGUGCUGUACGUGCAAAGUUGCUAUUUUUGCUAAUUAGACCGAUUGUUAUUUUUCACCGUUCUCCGGCGUUGCCUUCUCGCUUAGCACUACACGAUUUUAUAUUUUGUUUGAACAAACCAGGGGCGGAUCUAGGGGAGGGUGCACGGGGUGCGCACCCCCCCUGAGAUGACCAGCGGUUUUCUAAUACAAGUUGUAUUCUGCAAAAAAAAAAAAAAACUAUGUGGUUUAUUGGUGUUGAAGUAGAGCAAGAGACGAGUACACCUCCUCCUAAAAAAAUUCUGUAUCCGCCUCUGCAAACUAUAAAUAUUAUCGAGAGCUUCGCUUUUAGCCCUGGCUAAAUCUAUAUUCUAUUUAUAUUUACCACUAAAACUCUGGAAGGAAAUAACAACGGACAAUUUUAACAAAGCUCACACGAAGGGUUCUCGCUUUCCCUUCAGUGAAAACUGUGACAAUUUGUCCUGCGACUUGCUAAGGGAAAGAUGCAAAUAGUGGACAAAAAUUGCAAUGCAAAUUCCAACCCUGGAGUUUGGGUCGUCAAAAUGUAAAUUAAUGACAAUAUUCGCUCUGAAUCAGUGUACUAUUCAUGCUAUUCAUGGAGGUAUGUAUGGUCCGCAUUAGUUUGGAAAAAUUAGCAUAACGUCAAAAGAGUAAAUGUAAAGCUGAAUUUUUGGCCGGUUUGUACGCUAGUAGGUUUGUCUUGAAAUUUCACGGUGUUGCAGUAAAUCAAUCUCAAUGAAAGUUUCAGACAUUAUUGAAGAUUAUUUGAUGAGGUUUAAAAAGAAUUCUGUCGAGCCGUUCUAUAGAGAGAUACAGAAAAGCGCUUAAACAGGUGGUCCAAAAUUUCCAAGCAGCAAAAUAUGAUAUUAAACAACAUUCUGAUCCUACUUAAGACAAAUUUAUAUUAUUUACAACCUUUUUUAUUAAACAAUUUAUCCCGACUAUUGAAAAUAUAAGGUUUGUAAUAUAUUUACGUAUUAUUUGAAAUCAAAUAUACAAAAUUUUUCAUUUCUUACGGAGGUUAUUUGCUAAACACCACAAGUUCCUGGUGUCGGAUUUUCAGUAGCAGGCCUAAAUCGCUGAAAAUUCGGCUAUUAUUGAUUUCAUUUUUUUGUCUAUUGUUGCCAAAGUGAUAUCGAUUUUUCUUAAAAAGUCCAAAGUCAGUAAGUGUUGAAAAUUUCAUAGCCAUCGGACUUUUAAGGCGAUUCAAAAAUAUCGGUAUGGUCUCCGAAAAAACUGUAUCGAAACACCUUGAGUGACAACCCCAUAGAGGGGACACAAAAUUUAAUCCGGGAAAGACGUCCACAUGAUCUUUAUAUCUGUUACCUAUAUUGAAGGAACACCUCUAUUUAAGGGAAACGGACAGGUUUUCUUGGUCCUGAAACUUGGGUUUAACCUCCAUUCAGGGGACACCUUAGCACUCAAAACGUGACUGACCACAAAGAAGGUUGAUAUCUUUAAGUGUACACUAAUGACCAUGAUGGUAGCUUUCACAAACUGAACUAUCUCACUUACAUGGAUAUACUGCAAUAUUUUUUCGUCUUAGCUUUUUAAAUAAGAAGCAGUUUCUUCCUUCCAAAAGUAAAUACUUAAGUAAGAAUAAAAUUAGUAUUAAAAUAACACUUUUCAUCGAUCUUUGCUAAGGAACUUAAACUACUAUUAUUAGUUAUAAGUAUAUUUUCUUGUGUGUAUGAAUUCGAAUUUUUGAACGAAGUCUGUGCAUUAGUCAUCUUUUUCAUUUCUUAUUUUCCCAACAGGUUCCAGCUGCCAGUAUCGAUAUGAUUCCCAGGCAUUCCUUUUCUCGCUGGUGAACAAGCCAGGAUGGGCACCUCUGAAACUGCCUCAGACAGGGACAUAUAGUUAUAACAGUCAUUCAAUAUACGACUGCUCGUCUCAUGGACCUACUUUCGGUGCAGGCCAAGACAUUUAAAUUGCCGACUACGCGUCAUCCAGUAGCAGUUCCUAUACUUACCUUGGCUGGACUUACAGCGCACCAAGUGGGUACAGCCAUGGAAGCACCUUCACCCAGACAUUUCUGGCAGGCACUUAUCAGUUUACUCCCGACGAAGUAGAAACAUUUUACGAAACAACCUAAAAAC